Molecule: messenger RNA, 213 nt
Organism: Sclerotinia sclerotiorum 1980 UF-70
Lineage: Eukaryota; Fungi; Ascomycota; Leotiomycetes; Helotiales; Sclerotiniaceae
Exons: 1
Coding region: 1-213 (70 amino acids)
Source: RefSeq, a predicted model, not a curated record
AUGAACUCCCCCCUCCUUGGAUUUCUCUCAACUAUUCUUGUCCUUCAACCAUAUUUCAAUGCCGUUGAAGCAGAUUCUUAUCCAUUGCAUCCUCCUGAUGCAGUAGAUAAAUUAGCAACAAAAGGUCUUGCGAAGCUUGCCGCAUAUCAAGCCAUGCAUGAUCCGAAUGACACUUGCACGGUUAAGACGGCUAUAAAACGCCGUGAAUGGUAA